Molecule: messenger RNA, 2995 nt
Organism: Peromyscus californicus insignis
Lineage: Eukaryota; Metazoa; Chordata; Mammalia; Rodentia; Cricetidae
Gene: Pir
Product: pirin
Exons: 9
Coding region: 349-1050 (233 amino acids)
Biological process (GO): monocyte differentiation
Cellular component (GO): nucleus
Molecular function (GO): quercetin 2,3-dioxygenase activity
Source: RefSeq, a predicted model, not a curated record
CCCACACAUGGGGGCGGGCAGCGCGCCCCCAAGAGGCCGGGGUGCGCAUCAUUCUUUGGAUGGAAGGUCAAAAGGCAGACCCAGAGAGGUGGAGUCAGAGAAUCCAAACCCAGGGUAAAUAAAGGGAGUGUCAUCCCGGUCCAAGGCCCCUGGGACCUAGAGACUCCCGCCUCCCCGAGGCCCCACAACAGAGUGCUGAGUCACGCUGACUGACGGCCGGAGCUCUGCAAACCCUUCUUCCCUGUGCUGUGUCCCUGACGCUGCGGAGACUCUACAGCGGCCGCGGCUUCCCUCCUGGGCCUGUGCUACACCGGACUCCACACCAGAAAGUUCUUUAUAAACUUCAAAAUGGGAUCCUCUAAGAAGGUUACUCUCUCAGUGCUGAGCCGGGAGCAGUCAGAGGGGGUUGGAGCUCGGGUCCGCAGAAGCAUUGGCAGACCUGAGUUGAAAAAUCUGGAUCCAUUUUUACUAUUUGAUGAGUUUAAAGGAGGAAGGCCGGGAGGGUUUCCUGAUCACCCACACCGAGGUUUUGAAACAGUAUCUUACCUUCUGGAAGGGGGCAGCAUGGCCCAUGAAGACUUCUGCGGGCAUGUUGGUAAAAUGAACCCAGGAGACCUACAGUGGAUGACUGCAGGCCGGGGCAUUCUGCAUGCUGAGAUGCCCUGCUCAGAGGAGCCAGCCCAUGGCUUACAGCUGUGGGUGAAUCUGAGACGCUCAGAAAAGAUGGUGGAGCCUCAGUACCAGGAACUGAAAAGUGAAGAGAUCCCAAAACCCACCAAGGAUGGUGUGACAGUCGCUGUCAUUUCAGGAGAAGCCUUGGGGAUAAAGUCUAAGGUUUAUACACGCACACCAACCUUAUAUCUGGACUUCAAGUUGGACCAAGGAGCAAAGCAUUCCCAGCCUAUUCCUAAAGGGUGGACAAGCUUCAUUUACACCAUCUCUGGAGAUGUAUAUAUUGGACCCCCCAAAAAGCCAUUUUGUCUUAAUUGCUGGGGAGCCAUUAAGAGAACCAGUUGUCCAACAUGGUCCAUUUGUGAUGAACACCAAUGAAGAAAUUUCUGAGGCCAUUCUUGAUUUCAGGAAUGCAAAAAAUGGUUUUGAGGGGGCCAAAACCUGGAAGUCAAAGAUUGGAAACCUGUGAAGAGCUGAAAUUCUGCCAUUUGAAUGGACUGACCAUUCAAUAUAUUCAAUUUCCAAAGCUGGUUUAGCUGGUGCUUCUAAAGAAUUUCACAUUAAGCCGGGUGGUGGUGGCUCAUGCCUUUAAUCCUAGCACUUGGGAGGCAGAGACAUGCAGAUCUCUGAGUUUGAAGCCAGCCUGGUCUACAGGCCUGUUCCAGGACAGCUAGGGCUACACAGAGAAAUCCUGUCUUGAAAACCCAAAAGUAAAAAAUAAAAAAAGAAUUCCACAUUAAAAUGAAAAGGUGGUUUUUGUAGUGAGUCAUCAGGAUGCAUUAUAUACAUGUAUGAAAUUGUCAAAAACAGAUUUAACUAUUUUAAAAAGGCAAAGUACAAACAAUAAAAAAUGGUAGUAGUAUAUGCAAAUAAUUCUAAUUGUUACUUCUCUAAAAAUCAAUUUUCUUCCUUUUGAUGGAAAUUAUUAAGCUAUUAAAAACAAUUGCUUAUGUACAUGUGCUUUUUAUAUGUGAGAAGAUGCCCUUUUAUUCUCUGCCUUUUGGGGUUUUCUUCGAGCAUUUUUUCCUUCUUUCUGUGUCACUGGCGGCCACUAUCUGAGCAUCUUAAAUUGUCCUACUGCAAUUCAGCUGCCAUCCCAGCCAUCAGAACUGUGUUCUGGGUUUCAUGUUACAGGUUAUCUGCUUGAAGAAACACAGCAGUCCUGACCAUGUGAGUCAGCUUUGAAAACUGCCCCGCUAUUGCUAGGGACACAGCAGGAUUCCAGCCAAGACUUCCCUGCAAUUUUCUGCCAAAGUCUGUGUCCGAUUUAAGACACAUGCUCCUGCGCGCUUCCUUGAAGAUUGUGAAAACGUUUUAAUCCAUAGUUAGAUUCCAGCCUGCUGUAGCUGCAAGUGUCGGUCACACCACCUCCUUUUAUAAAGCAGCCACAACCUAGGGCAUAGGGUGGGGAUUUUUUUUCUUUCAACUUCUGGACAUGAAAUGCCUGUGGAGUAUUUUCUAGCUUAAAGUAGAAGACAUGGCCACCUCCUGAUUAUUUUUGCAGCAGGAAUCUUUACAAUUUUUUUUUGUCUUUCUCCCAUACUAAGAUUGUGUGUGGCAGGGGGUGUCCCUUGGCUAACUCAAGUCAUUUCAUUGGAUUUUGAUUACAACUGAUCAUGUGAUUUUCCAUGUAAAGUUUCGGGGUUUCGAACUUUGCUUCUGGAGAAUGUCUUGCAACACUUUUCAGUAGCUGCCUGGUAUCAACUGCUUAGUCAUCAGUGGACAUUUAAAAUAUUCAAAAUGUAUAAAGAGUGGGCAGUGGUGAAUAUUCUCAUGAUGUCCUACAUGUACCUGGUGCAGGGCUUCAAUAGUGAACAUGGACCAGUGAAGGUAGGUGAGCUUGAUUUUUUCAUAAUGUUUCUUUUUGUUGGUUUUCACAGAAAAAGUCCUUUGCCCUCACUGUUGUUAAAACAGUAUAAAAGCUCAGGCUACUCUUAGCCUGCAUGUAUUAGCGACUGCUUUGUUUCUUGGACUUAAUCAUUUUCUUGCCAUGAGUGUAUGAAAAUGUAUAUGUGUAAGAAAAUUUGUAUGAUGGCUUUUUAUGUAUUGUGUGUAUUUGGAAUGGGAAUAGAGCACAAGCAUUCUGGAAACGUUUGCUCCCAGUUCUGCCUCCUCAUGGCACAGUGGCUUCUGAUGAAGCUGGGAUUCGUCUUUAUGACACACACAAUUUUAUGGGCUGUUGGUUUUUAGGUUGGUUGUGAGCAACAAGGCUGAGUAAUUUCUUCUGUAAAUUGAAAAUCACAGUGCUUUUCAUGGAUGUUUUCUGUUUGGUUCUGCAAAUUACCAAUCGCUACCAUCCAGGAAAAAAAGUUUUCUUAGAGUC